AUGGACCCAAAUGACGACUCGCAGGCCACCCAACCAGCUACUCAGAAUGCCUUAGAUCCUAGGAGAUUUGGGAAGCAGAACUCGGGCUUCUCAGAUGAGGACAUAUCCGAUAUAAUAUGUUUACUCUAUCCUAAUUCCGACAGCGCCAGCCGCGAGGUUCAGAGGAUCGCGUCCUCGUCCGAAUACGCCCACCACACUGCUGGAAGGUACACCGCUGAUGCCAUAGACUCAGACCUAUACCUAGAAGACGAUGCUCAGGACUUUGGACGAACUCGAGGGAUUGGCGACCAUGCCCUCGUAAUCAAACUGUCGUCAGUUCUCAAGGAUCCGCGUCUAGGAUUUACCUUCGGUCGCAACCGAGCGCGGUGUGACCUUUGCUUUGACUAUGACCCGAGCAGAAGGCUUAGCAAUAUUCAUUUUCGCAUAUUUGCUAAUAAGUAUGGCACCGUCAUGUUAGAAGACCAAUCAACAAAUGGCACUGUCGUAGAUGGCAAAUUGCUUCGAAAGCGGGCUGAUCCACAGAAGCCAAGCCAAACCAACCCGACUAAGAGGACUCUGGAGAGUGGAUCUACCAUCAAGAUCGUCAUGCAUGACACUUCGAAGGAUCUUCUCUUUCUCGUGCGCAUUCCCCGUCGCGAUGGCGACCAUGAUGUAGCUUAUAGAAGGAAACUCGGUGCCUAUCUACGGAGAGCUCAGGGGCAGGAUGAUGAUGCCAACAGGACUAUAGGCCCCGGACCGAGUGGCCAUGUUAACCUUUUCCCACCUCCGAGGAAUAGGACCGGCACUAAAGAUGAGCCUUGGGAGACUACGCAAAGCCAUCCGCGCCUACCCCGUGAGUGGCGUGGUGGUGAGAAGUACGCGCGCGUUGGUGUCAUCGGGAAGGGGGCUUUCGCUACCGUCCACAAGGUUACUUCGAAAUAUGACGGCUCGCCAUAUGCGGCGAAAGAGCUAGACAAGCGCAAGUUUAUGAAGAAUGGCGUUCUAGAUCAGAAAGUCGAAAAUGAGAUGAAGAUUAUGCAAAAGGUUCACCACGAAAAUAUUGUCCAAUAUAUCGAGCAUUUCGAUUGGGAUGCGCACCAGUUCUUCAUCAUUAUGGAAUUUGUUCCAGGUGGUGACCUGGGAAAGUAUAUCCUGGAGCAUGGCCCGAUAGCAGAGCCUUACGUUAAAAUUAUGGCCGAACAGCUGCUUGAUGCACUUGGGUAUCUCCAUGAAAAUAAGAUUACUCAUCGCGACGUGAAGCCUGACAAUAUUUUAAUACACUCGACGAAUCCACUCGUAGUCAAAUUAACGGAUUUUGGCUUGUCGAAAAUGAUCGAUACCGAACAGACUUUCCUUAAGACGUUCUGUGGAACACUUCUGUACUGCGCUCCUGAAGUGUACAGCGAGUAUUCAUCUUAUGAUGAUAAUGGUAGACGAACCCAGAGAAAUAAUCAGAGACAGGUUGACAGGGAGAGAUACGAUCACGCGGUAGACAUAUGGUCUCUCGGGGGUGUUUUAUUCUAUGCUCUCACCGGCAGUCCACCUUUUCCUGUUAAGAACGGGGUCACAUACACGGAACUUCUCGACCAUAUCAUUAAGAUACCGCUUAACAUCACACCCUUAUCACGGGCCGGUAUAACCAGCAAUGGUAUUCACUUUCUACUAAGGAUGAUACAUGUAAGGCCAGAAACCAGGGCGACUGUUCUGGAACUACAAAAUCAUCCAUGGAUUGUAGGGGAAACUAGCUCUGUCAGCGUGGUCUCCGACGAUAAGGACUUGGGACAGGCGGCCUCGCAGCUUAGUCUCGACGACAGGCAAACGGCACAGUUUACCGACGAUGCCUUCAGGGAACCAGAGCCUGAUUUCUCUGUAGAAUACGAAUCCGAAAAAGAAAAUUAUACAUUUGGGCAACACCGCCCAAAUCGACUGUUUGGGGAAGUAAAUAAUUCGGUAUUGGGUAGUUCUGGUGCCAUCGGAGAGGAUCAUCUGAACCUCCCAGUCUCAGACACGAAUUUUAGAGAACCCGAUGCGCUUGAGACCGAGAUUCUCGAUAGUUUCGAGGAAUCCGAGAAUCUUUCUACUCCGAGGCAAAAAGGUCGCAUAAGUAACGAUGUCCUGUCACCUAGCAGAGACCCUCUGAGGAGUAAUUCAGAGAGUAUUAUACUAGGUGCACAUUCCCAAAGCCUUGGUGGUGCCUCGUCGAUUCUUGGAAACUUGAACGUGAAGUCGCUUGCCAAUGGUGACCUAAACCUCCGGUCCAGAACUGCCGACUUGACCACAAGUAAAAGAAAGCCCGCAUACGAUACUAGCGACGAAUAUGAAGCGGGCGAGACUUGGAUAAAGCCAUCAUUCAAGAGACUCAAAUCUUUAGGUGAUAUUGAUACUUCCGAGACUGAAGAGGAUGAGCUCCGCUUGCUCGCUUGCGUUCCCCAGGUUGUGAAGAACGAGUCGGGUCGCCAAAUUGACUAUCCACUACCUAAGACAACAUUUUGGGAUAGUUCAAAUAAGCACACGUGGCAUUUAGACUAUCCUGAAAUGACUCAUCUCCAGUUCAACGCAUUCGAGCUCGCUGCUCAGAAGAGGAAUGAAGAGUUUGGGCCGAGGAAAUCGCGCCUUUGGGACCUCGCAAUGAGGCACUUCCCACCCACGCACAACCGAAACCCUCCCAAGGAUGGAGGAAGGGUUCUGGUAUUACGACCAGCUCUACUUAAGCGAGAUAACCGGUUUGCUGAUGAGAUGCAUGGCUCGCCCAUGCCCCACAAGGCUUCGACUCUCGUCGAUGAUGAUUCUGAGUCGAUUCCAGAUACGCUACCACCAGAAACUCAAACCACACCACCAACGCAAGCCCCCGAGCUACCGCAGGCGGUCGCAGCAUUUUAUUCGACCGAAGGAUCAUUAGUGUCAGGAAUAUCAAUCCGUCUAAACGACCCCGUGAUGUCGUGGGGACGGGAUCCUAACAACACGGUUGUUUACGAGCCAGUCGUUGAGUCUAAGGUUCCUAAGAAUGCAUUCAGAAUAAUAUUAUGGAGAGACGGUUAUGCUGCUUCUUUGGGCGAUUUCCGUCCAUGGGAUCCGGCUCGCCCAACGAAUAACCGCACGAUGCGAGCUUCGCCUGAACCAGAUUCAUUCGCUUUUUAUAUAUCAACUAAGGCGACGAAUGGGAUACGAAUCAAUAACUAUCCUUUACAGGCCAAUGAGCCAAAGGAUAGCACGGCCGCUUGUAAAUACUGGAUGAAGCUGUACCACGGAGACACUAUAGUCUUCUGGGGAUCCGACAAUAUUCACAGUCAGGCAAAAGUUACAUUCGAAUGCUACUGGGGAGGGUCAUCGGGUCUUAGACCGGCAAAUGAGCUUCCGGCCUGUGUUCCUGAGGCUCAGGCCCGCAAGCUUGAUCGUCUCUGGCCUAAAGCUGUGACUACGCUUCACUAUGAUAGAAUCAAGGCUGAGGCACAGCGCGAUCAGGAAAUGAGGAUGCAAAGCAUGGACGAAGAAGUAGAACGCAGCCGGAUUUUCGAAAAUAAGCGUGUUGACGCGGUGAGGAUCCUUGCUUCGCGUGCUUCUCGCAUGUCUUCACCAGCUAGCUCAACUCCCUCAACGGUGAGAGCGAUGCCUCAAGCACUGCAUACUAUACCAUCAUCGGGCAGUAGCUCUCAAUCAGAGAUUUUAGGAUCGCAACAAGGAUACAACGACGUUGAUGAUGAGAUCUACCUGUCUGGAUCCAAUAGCAUCUAUAUCACUAAGACUAAGGGCGGAAGGCCUGCGUUGGCUCGCAAGAAGCAUGACAGGCUGCCAGAGGACUUUGGAUUCGAUCUUCUUGGCCAAAACAUGGGUAACUCAUCUCGCGCAGAUGUAGAGAAACGGGCUCGUCGCCACAGGAGCUUCUACUCUCAAGGUUCGGGAUUUGCUUCACCUUCAACUUCAAGCCAACCUCACACGCCACAAACUUCAUUCAAUAACAACAACCAAGCUCGCGGAUAUGGAGCCUCUCCAGCUGGGACAGUGCGUAAAAGUAGUCUUCGAUCUGCUUCAUUUUCUACUCCUGAACGUAUCUAUCGUGUCGAAGAGAGCCCGCGUAAUGGUAACACAUACCAUGACAAAGUGUCCGGAACAAGAGAUCCGAACCAGAUGCCUACGAACUCCAGUCUUCCAACACAGCAAAUCCCUAUGUGGUCUUCACCACAUACACCUGUUUCUCCGUUAUCACCGACUUCAUUUUGGAACAUGAAACCCAGUGGCAACGGCACACUGACCGUGGAGCCCAUGCAAGGUCCUUCGGCUGAUCUACCUACUAACCCUCGAGUAUAUAUCAAUACCCAACUCCCUGACUACGGUGGCCUUCGAAGUCUGGGACAGAGACACAGGCAGAGACAGUCUCCUGAUGUGGCACCAACCACUCAACAUGUACAACCCCCGGUAUACAUGGCUCCUCAGUCUACAGCAGUGAAUUCGUACUUUCAACCUCAUCAGUAUACUGCUUUGUAUCCAGAACCUAAGUCAUCUACUUUCCCAGUCUACGGAUCCAUGCAGAUCCCCUUUCCUGCUUUCCCGCUUUCACCAACAACACCCCCGGCAAAUUUAUCACCUGACGAGAGCAGCAAAGCAGCCUCAAGCAGCACUGCAAGGUUCAUCCCUAGCGAAGCUAAGGAGUUCGAGGAGCAUUAUAGUGCAACUAUGAAAUCUCAAGCACAAGGAACAAAAAUUGACGAAGGCAAGAAAGAAAAGGGAGCAAUAGCAAUAGAAGAAAUUAGCAAGUAUAUACAGCAUGUCCAUAUUUGCGGAGCUUGCGGGAAGAAGCGGUCUAGGGGAUAUCAACGAGCACAUCCGUUGAAGAGAGGCGAAAUACCGACCCGAGACUAUUGCCGUAAAUGUCUGCACCAUGCUCUCAAGGACAACGAUACUACAGAUGACGCUCUUAUGAGCAACAAUACCCGUGAAUCUCUACGCCAUACUGGCUACGAGACGGCUGACACGAUCCGCGAGGAUAAGCCAAUGGAUGCAAAGACCUGGCGUAGCCGUAAGCUGAAGAGAAGACCAGCACGCCUUAAUUUAGCACCGAUGAUCUCAUCCCAAAGAGCCACUCGAGCGGAUUAUACGGAGCUGCCCUUGUCAGUAUCCUCAGGAGAAGAGUCGGAUUUCAGCAUCUCACCACCUAUUCCUAUCCCAGGCCCUAAGGAAUAUCACCAUCGAAACAAGCGCGCGGUAUCAUCUCAUAAAGAACCCCGACACAAGGUCAAUAUCAAUAUAUCUACUUCUAAGCUUAAGACGUCUCGGGAUCGUCAAGUGAGUCCCUCGGGCGAGGAUGGCAGAUCUACUUUGAAGAAUGCUGCUCGUGCUAAGAGCUCCAACAUGACAGCCAAUAGCGAACUAAAGGGAACAGCAGAGACGAGCUCAGGACUUGGUCAACAUGAAGGCUCCGGCAGAGUCUAUGGCAGUAGUAUUGAGGUCUCAUCUCAAGCUACUGCCUCACCAAAGAGGCGUACCAGAGUUCCACGGCAGAAUGUUCCCAAAGCAGUUUCUGAGACGACUCCUAAGGUUUCCGCAGUGGGCAUUCCCACAUUAUCGGAAGCUGCUUCUCUAGAGGGUGAGGCCCAUGACAAAAUGUAUAAGAAUAUAAAUGACGAUUUCGAGCGUCUCAGCUUUUUCAAGGAAGUCCAGGAGUUCAAGAAAAACUACUCUAACCUUGAAAGCGAUAAUCCUCGUGAUAAGUGGCCAGCCCGCGAGGGUUAUGAUUCGGCUAAAGAAAACAAGCCUGUUCACAAUAGAGGACCUAAGAUUUACAGCCAUAGCCGAGAGCGACCGAACAUGGGCGCAAUGCCCGACUUUGAGCAACCCGACGGAAGUCUAGGAUUUCGUUGGCACGGAUAUUCUAGUCACGAACAAAUUGGUCGCUAUCAAGACAAACCUGAAGUACGUCAAGAAUUUCAAGGACAUAUAGGCCAUACAGCGGAAGCCGAGUCGGACACCCCGGAUACUCCCACAUGGCCGUCGACACCAACUUCGACGGACUUACCGUAUGGUAACGCGGCCUCUAUCCCGGUUUUCACGGACGACUACUGGGGAAGGGGUGAGGAAGAUGAGGACUGGGCCGAAAAUAGCGCACGAAACUUGGCCGAGGAAGAACUGGCAUCCGCCGGUAAGCUCUUUGACGACUUGGCAGGUGGUAACUGGGGUGAAUCUCGUACAUCCUCCUUUUUCGUUCCCACAUUUGUGACUCGCACUGAGAUCUCUGUAGAGUCUUUUCGUUCCAAUGAAGAGAAGAACGGUGCCACUGCUGAUACUUCAACCGUUACUUACCAACUAGCUGAGACUUCGGAAACGGGAGAGGAUGUCGACCGAAAUGGGUCGACAAGAACAUUUCGAACCUUCAAGCAGGAGAAUGGAGAUCGUAACCGCACCUGGAUGCCACCGUCGUACCACGAUAUCUGGCAACGACCUGAUCGAUCCGGCCGACAUGAGGCUUCAAGGAAGCAACAGAAGAAUACAAUGUAUCACUUCGAUGAGAGAGAAUCUGGCAGCUCAUUCGACCCGAUGCCCCCGGACCCAGCAUCCUCCAUGGCUGGCCAUACGGGACACUCAACGGAGAAUAUGCCGCCCAGCAUGUUUGACUACAACCAAUCUACUACCAGCGGAGGAUGGCAUAAUCACCUCUCGUCGCGACACUGA
Daldinia childiae is the source of this 6642-nucleotide messenger RNA. RefSeq names its product Serine/threonine-protein kinase RAD53. Bases 1 to 6642 code for a protein of 2213 amino acids. The transcript is spliced from 7 exons. Lineage: Eukaryota; Fungi; Ascomycota; Sordariomycetes; Xylariales; Hypoxylaceae. The record is from RefSeq and is a predicted model, not a curated record. Gene Ontology annotation, cellular component: autophagosome; cytoplasm. Gene Ontology annotation, molecular function: ATP binding; protein serine/threonine kinase activity; protein binding. Gene Ontology annotation, biological process: protein autophosphorylation; autophagy; autophagosome organization.